This is a messenger RNA of Cricetulus griseus (Chinese hamster), 539 nucleotides long. The record is from RefSeq and is a predicted model, not a curated record. NCBI's taxonomy places the organism in Eukaryota, Metazoa, Chordata, Mammalia, Rodentia, Cricetidae.
GGCGCCGCCGCCCGACCCCCUGCGCCGACCUGGUCAGCGUCCCGAGACCACUGGGCAGGAAGAUUCUGGGACCAGCUCUUGGAUUUUUAAGGAUCAGAAUUUUCACAGCAUCCUUACUGUUACCACUUUGGUUUCAGUUGUCAUUCAAGCUUAUUUGGCUGGUUAUUGUCUUCUGCUCUUGUCCAGUACCGUCUAUUGCUGAUACUGCUGGACUCCAGUGAUAGCACCCAUACAUCUUACCAUUCAGAAGGUAGACUUAGGAGCAUCAGGAGUUCAAAGUCAUCAUCAUUUGCUUCCACUUGAGAGAUCCUUGGAUGUCCACUGGACAGAAACUUUGAACUUUAGAUCCAUCUUCAUAUCAGCAGAGCCUCAGCUUUUUCAUUAUUUGAGGAAGGGAUAGCCCAUGUGCUGUGGAGAUGAACGGGGAGCAGCGUCUGGAUGCAGAUUCUGGGCCUGGUGUAGAAGAAGUAGAAUUCAGCUGGGAGGAUUAUCUAGAAGAGACAGGCUCCACCACAGUUCCCUAUGCAUCGUUUAAACAU